This is a messenger RNA of Acaromyces ingoldii, 3735 nucleotides long. RefSeq lists its product as hypothetical. Bases 1 to 3735 code for a protein of 1244 amino acids. The record is from RefSeq and is a predicted model, not a curated record. NCBI's taxonomy places the organism in Eukaryota, Fungi, Basidiomycota, Exobasidiomycetes, Exobasidiales, Cryptobasidiaceae. The transcript is spliced from 2 exons.
AUGGCGACCGUGCUCGCUGCCCAGGGCAUCGCACCCGCCAUGCUGCCGUCGGACUCUGGCUCCUCGUCGUCGCAGCGGCAGGAUGGCCCGCAGCAGCAAGGCCUCGUCGCUGCCCCACGGACACUACUGCCGCCGCCGUCGCACGCCGAUACUUCUGCCCAGCAGCAGCAGCCGGCCCCGCAACACCAGGUCCUCGUCGCCGUCGUCCUGCACCCGGCAGCACGGCAGUCGCUGAGAGAGUCGGUCGCCUUCCUCGGCGCCCUGCUCACGAGAAUCGAGCGCCUGUACCCCAACGCAGCUGUCCUCGCCAGCCAGGUGCGCUACGGCUACACCAGCACCAGACGAGCUGCCUCGGCCCCCGCUGCGUCAUCGUCAUCAGUAGCAACAGUCGACGACUUUUUGGAGUCGUCGCGCCUCUCAGUGACGCCGUGGUCGCCCGCGGCUGCCCUGCUCGCCGGGUCGCUGACCACCGUCGAUGCACCCAUCGAGGCAUGCUGGGAGGACGACUUUGACGCACUUCUAUCGGGAGAUGUUGCCGGUGAUGACGACGAUGACGGAAAAGGCGCUUCUUCGGAAACUUCGGGCAGAGGGAGGGUCGUCGAUGGCCUGGUGGCUUCGCUCGAGCUCUUCUCCCAGGCGCCCGUCCAUCCUCCCGUGCUGGCCCGCUACCUCGUCCACAUCCUCCCAAAAACACCCAGCUCGCUCACGCCGCCGCUGAACCUCGACGCCGACUCGCACCCGACCCACAACUUAUUCUCGCACAACGACGACCUCGACUGGCAGCGCGCCGUGGCCGAGCUCGGCAAGCUGGGCGUAUACCCGUGCACGAUCUGCCUCGAUCCCUCGUCCUACCGCCUCAUCGACGACGAGGCCAAGGGCGGCGAAGACGGCGACCUGGACGGCGUCGACUCUCGGGGUUCAAACAAGCCUCUGUCGCACUCGCUUGCCUCUGAUGGCGAAAAGGUGCAUCGUGCGCUGCUGACGGAUCUCGCCUCUGUCUUUCCCUCGCUGACGGACGCGCCGAGCAUCUUGGGGAGUGCCUAUCGCUCUAUCCACACCGAGUCGGGCCUCUUUCUGUCGGGCCUCAGCGACGCAGCGGCCACGGCGGCCCGUGCUGCUGCCGGCGCUGCUGCUGUUGCUGCCGGUGGCGUUGUCAAUGGGCGCAAGCGGGCGCGCAAGAACUCGGCGUCGCUCGACGGUGUCAAUGGCAAGCGAGCAAGAACAGCCAGCCGGUCCGAGAUGGCUGGUGCGGGUGCUUUCACUGCCUCGGACACUGCUGGCCUUGGGCCAUCUGCAGACCUGGCGUCCUCUUCGGCUGCCCAGACGGCGCUGAAUGCGUCUGCCAACAAUGGCAUCACUGCCAACUUGUCGACGACAGCGGCGACGAGCAACGGGGCAGGACCACCCGCUACAGGGGCCGAGGUGGACAAUUUGGCCGUCAACAAGGUCCUAUUCCUGCAGCAGCAGCAACAGAUGAUGCUGAGGAAUCUGGCCAUUGCCGCGCGGCAGCAGCAGGCCAGGGCCGCCCAGGCCGCCGCCACGGGCUCGGACCCGCCCGGUGGACCCGACUCACCGUCAAAGAAGCAGCUCUUGGAGCAGUUCAGAGACAAGCUCCUGGCACAGCAGCACUCGCUCAAGGCACAGGCGGCCCAGCUCUCGGCUGGUGGGCCACCGCCGAACUUCAACAACACCCUCACGACGCUGAUUGGCAUCGAAAAAGAGGCGCGCGAGAAGGGUGUCUACCUCGGUGGGCCCAGUGGCGCCCAGCUGGUGGCACAGCAGCAGAAGCUGCAGCAGCAGCAGAGGACCCAGGCAGGAGCGACUCAGCCGCAGCCGCCACCGUCGGCGGGCUCGGUGUUCCUGCCACCCAACAGUGGACAGGGGCAGCAGCAGCAGCAGCAGGGGCAGUCUUCAGUUGCUGCUGCUGGUGUUGGUGCUGGUGCUGCUGGUGCUCCCGGCGGGCUCGAGGCCAUGGCGCUACAGCACAAGCUGCAGCAGGAGCGUCUCGAGCGCAUCAAGCAGUUCCAGCAGCAGCAACAGCAGCAGCAGCAACAACAGCAACAACAACAGCAGCAGCAGCAGCAACAACAACAGCAGGUACAACAAGCGCCGCAGCUUCAGCAGCCACCCCAGCAGGGUCAGCUACCACAAGCACCGGGAGUACAGCAGCAGCAGCAGCAGGCUACACUCCCACGAAGGCCGAUGCCGACAGCCAUCUGGCAGGGCCCCAUCACAUGGAGCGUCACGACGGGCACAAACGUGCGGCGAGAAGUCGUGACCUUUGUCACGGCCCAGGCGGCCACGAAUGCAACAAAGGAGACGCUCAUGCUGCCCUGGCCAUCGCGCAUGACCAUCAGCGAGGUCAAUCCCGUCAACAUUCCCAUGCUGCAGGCCUAUGCGGCCAAGUCGACGGUGCCCUGCGUCUUGUUUCAGCCGCUGAGCGUGCCGGGCCAGCAGCCACAGGCGCAGCAGGACGGAAGCACAAAGACGCCCCAGCAGGCCAACGAGGCCAUGUACUUUAUGCUCGCCAAGAUGAUCGACAGCAAGCGUGGCGCUGCGUUCCUGCGCCUGUCGCCCCCAAACGGCAACAGCAACAACAGCAACAACAACAACAAGACUGGUCCCGGCCCGGGCAUUGUGGUGGUGUCGACGCCUGCGCCCGCCCAGACGCAGGGUCCCGAUGGGGCCGUGCAGCCUCAGGCAAAUCGACGGCUGCUUGGUCUUGUGUUCAGGGACUCGGUCCCGUGGCAUCUCUUCUCGGGCCCGCAGCCUCCCAUGCAGCCGCAGCCACAGCAACAGCAACCACCGCCGAUGCAAUCGAUGCAACCACAGAUGCAGAACCAGCAACAGCAACAGCAGCAGCAGCAGCAGCCAUCUGGAGGCCUGGGCAGUGCAGCCAUGGCUCACAUCCAGGGCAGCAUGUCCGCCGUGCCGACACCGCAGCAGAUGAACACCAUCCCCCGCGCGCCCUUCAACCUGCAGCAACCACCCCGCCCGCAGCAGGCGCAGCCACUGCAGCAGCCGCAACAAGCCACGCCCUCGUCGCAGCCGCCCAUGCCGCCGCUCAUGCCGUCGCAGCCCCCCUCGGCGGCGUCCAACAUGGCCAACUUCAACGUCUUCCAGCCUCCUGGCCAGCCGCAGGCCCUCCAGCAAGCGCCACGGCCUGGAUUUGCGCAGCCUCCCUCUGGACAGUUUCAGCCGUCUCCGUUUGGCUGGCAGCAGCAGCAGCAGCAGCAGCAGGCACCGACGAACAAUGCAAUGUCGUCUGCGCCGCCUUCGGCCUUUUUGGGACAGCCUUCUGCUCCGCCUGCGCCUGGUAUUGGUGCUGGUGCAGGAGUAGGAGCGGGCGCAGGAGGCGCAGGAGGCGCAGUUGACAUGGCUGCCCUGGCUGCCCAGCUCGGUCUCACGCCAGAGAUCCUGCAGGUGCUGCAGAUGCAGAGUCAGCAGCAGCAGCAGCAGCAACAACAACAGGCAGUCGCGCCUGCUCCGUGGCAGCAACAGCAGCAGCCGCAGCAGCAGCAGCAGCGACCGCCGCUCCUUGGCAGCAUUCUCGGAAGCAUCGGCGCCAGCAACAACGGCGCUGCCGGAGCAGCCGGCAAUGGUGGUGGAAUGGGCAUGGCACCCGGUUUCAACAGCAAUGCACCUCCGCAGCAGCAGCAGCAGCCGUCGUUUGACCUCGAGGCCUUCACGCGACUCAUUGGCAUGAAUGGCAACUCGGGCGGCAACGGUGCCUGA